CUCAGAGUCAACUGGCGUGGAUCUUAAAAAGACAAAAAUUAACAAAGAGGAAGAAAUUGAGAGAAAUGAUCUCCCGAAAGUUGACAUAAGAAAAAGGCCAAGUUUAUUAUCAAAAACUAAAAUGUUGCUUAACUCGCUUGUGUUGGAUACUGAAUCUUCUGAAACUUGUACUCACCAAGUUGCCGUUCCGGUGGAUUAUAACUAUCGUCCGCUUUCUCAAGAUCCUCCUCCUGCGCAGCCUGCAAAAGUCUAUAAAUUUACUCUUGAUCCUUUCCAGGCUCAAGCUAUUAAAUGUCUUGAGCGUGGUGAAUCAGUUUUGGUUUCUGCUCACACUUCUGCGGGGAAAACUGUUGUUGCUGAAUAUGCCAUAGCAAAGUCACUAAAAAAUAAGCAGCGCGUUAUAUAUACGACUCCAAUAAAAGCGCUGAGUAAUCAGAAGUACAGAGAAUUUAACGAAGAGUUUGCGGAUGUUGGGUUGAUGACGGGAGACGUUACUAUCAACCCGAAUGCAAGUUGCCUAGUGAUGACUACUGAAAUACUACGAAGUAUGCUUUAUAGAGGCUCCGAAGUCACCUCGGAAGUUGCUUGGGUUAUUUUUGACGAGAUUCAUUAUAUGCGCGACGCUGAACGCGGUGUUGUUUGGGAGGAAACAUUAAUUCUUCUUCCUGAUAACGUCAAGUUUGUUUUUCUUUCUGCAACUAUUCCAAAUGCUAUCGACUUCGCUAAGUGGAUAUGCCAGUUGCAUGCACAACCCUGCCACGUGGUUUACACCGACUAUCGCCCAACGCCGUUGCAGCAUUAUAUAUUUCCUGCUGGUGGCGAUGGUUUAUUUUUAGUGGUUGAUGAAAAAGGAGCGUUUCGGGAAAAUAACUUUGAUAAAGCCAUGAAUCAACUUGCUGAAGGAAUGGAUAAUGCACCCACUAGUGUAGGAGGAAAAAGGAAGGCUAAGCAAAAGAGAGGAGUUUCUGAUAUCUUUAAAAUUGUUAAGCUGGUGAUGGACCGCCAAUACCAGCCUGUUAUUGUUUUUAGUUUUAGUAAGCGAGAAUGCGAGGCUUAUGCGCUUCAGUUAGCUAAGCUCGACUUUACUUCCGAGGAUGAAAAGAAGCUCAUUCGUGAAGUUUUCAAAAGUGCUAUUGAUAAUCUUUCUGAGGAGGAUAGAAUAUUGCCUCAAAUCGAACAUAUUCAGCCUUUGCUCUUAAAAGGUAUUGGCAUUCACCAUUCAGGACUGCUUCCUAUUAUAAAAGAAGUUAUAGAAAUUCUUUUUCAAGAAGGGCUUCUUAAAGCUCUUUUUGCCACCGAAACAUUUGCAAUGGGUUUAAAUAUGCCUGCAAAAACAGUUGUUUUUACGAAUGUUCGAAAGUUUGAUGGUAAAGAGCAUCGCUGGAUUACUAGCGGUGAAUAUAUUCAGAUGUCUGGCCGUGCCGGAAGACGCGGAUUGGACGAUCGAGGAAUUGUAAUAUUGAUGGUUGACCAGAAGAUGGAGCCCGUCAUUGCCAUGCAACUUUUAAAAGGCGAAGCCGAUAAACUUACAAGUGCUUUUCAUAUUACUUAUAAUAUGCUACUGAAUUUACUUCGAAUAGAUGAGCUUAGUCCGGAAUAUAUAUUGGAGCGCUCUUUUUAUCAGUUUCAGCAUAAUGCUGAAUUGCCGCACUUAGAAAAAAAACUUGAAGAAUUGGAAAUUGAAAAAGAGAAGUUUGUUAUUGAUAAUGAGAAGGCUAUUGCAGAAUAUUAUGAACUCCGCAAGCAGCUUGACAAUUUAUCUCUGGAAAUGCACGAUAUUAUUAUUUCGCCAAAAUAUAUUCUUCGCUUUCUACAACCGGGUCGUUUAGUGACGGUUUCUUCGGAUACGGAAAAGUAUGAUUGGGGCUGCAUUGUAAACUUUCAGAAGAAAGUGGAUCAAAAAAAAAGUUCUGUUCUUGUUAAUGAAAAUGAAAAAAAGUAUAUCGUUGAUGUUAUAGUGAAAUGUUCUUCCAAACACUCCGGUAAAGUUAUGCCAUGCCUUCCCGGGGAAAAAGGAGACUUUCAAGUUAUUCCAGUGUUAUUGGAUACGCUGGAUAAAGUCAGUGCAGUCAGAAUCCAACUUCCUGAUCUACGUCCGCUGGAUAAUAGACGCCACGUGGAAAAAAUGAUAAAAGAAAUUAUUAAACGGUUUCCGGACGGUAUUCCCCUAUUGGACCCCAUCGAAGACAUUAAAAUUACUGAAGAUGGCUUUAAAGAUAUCAUUAGUAAAAUUGAACUUCUUGAAAAACGUUUGUAUUCCAGUGAACUUCAUAAAGCAGAAAAUAUAAGUGAACUCUACAAUUUAUAUGAAAGGAAACUUCAAAUUUGCCUCAAUAUUGAUUUGUUAAAGAAACAAUUAAGACAGCACACAACUGUUCUACAAAUGGACGAUUUAAAAUGCAAAAAAAGAGUGUUGAGGAGGCUUGGGUACACCUCGUCUUCAGACUUAAUAGAAAUGAAAGGAAGAGUUGCAUGCGAAAUUAGUUGUGCUGAUGAAUUAUUACUAACUGAAAUGAUUUUUACGGGAGUUUUUAAUGAUUUAACGGUCGAACAGGCAGUUUCACUUUUGUCAUGCUUUGUUUUUCAAGAAAAAAUGAAUGAAAAUCCAAAGUUAAAGGAAAUCCUUGCUGGCCCACUACGGCAAAUGCACGAGUCGGCUAGAAGAAUAGCGCGAGUUUCCAAAGAAGCCAAAAUACCAAUCGACGAAGAAGAAUACCUCCAAUCGUUUCGUCCUGAAAUGAUGGAUGUUGUUUAUAAUUGGUCUAAGGGCUCAAAGUUUUUGGAUAUUUGCAAAAUCACAGAAAUUUUUGAAGGCAGUAUUAUUCGGUGCAUUCGGCGAGAAGAAGAGUUAUUGAGGGAAUUGACCAACGCAGCUAAAGCCAUAGGGAAUGCUGAAUUAGAAUAUAAAUUUAAUGAAGGAAUUACCCGCAUUAAGCGGGAUAUUGUUUUUGCUGCAAGUUUAUACUUAUAA
Molecule: messenger RNA, 2971 nt
Organism: Zophobas morio
Lineage: Eukaryota; Metazoa; Arthropoda; Insecta; Coleoptera; Tenebrionidae
Product: exosome RNA helicase MTR4-like
Exons: 44
Coding region: 122-2971 (949 amino acids)
Biological process (GO): maturation of 5.8S rRNA; RNA catabolic process
Cellular component (GO): nucleus
Molecular function (GO): RNA helicase activity; ATP binding; RNA binding
Source: RefSeq, a predicted model, not a curated record